CUCUAAACACUUUUUUAUGUGCAAACGGCCUUUAGAAGUGUUUUACAUAUGCGUAGGUUAUGUAGAAUAGAAAAGUUGUCGCGAAUGAUGUUUUGAGAUAUUUUUUAUUUUGUCGCGAUUAUUUUACCAAUCAUCACGAAACUCCUACCGUGACGAAACUCCAAGUCGAUAUUUCACGUGGUUGCGUGCAAAUUCCAGCCCAUCAUUUACUUCUUUCCAAUGCGAUGUCAAGAAUCGUAAAUCCGUAAAUAAACAGUGAAUUGUAAAGAUAUAUCGUAAAGUAUAAUUGAAAGACAGAUAAGAAUGGCUAAUGAGGCGAUGGAAACGUUACGGGGCCUCAGUAACGAGGAGACUGAAUGCAACGUUGACGCUGAGAUUUACGACGACGACGAGGAUUCAGACGGGGUCGUGGUUCCAGAACUUCAGGGUACAUUAUCCAAAUGGACAAAUUACAUACACGGCUGGCAAACUAGAUUUAUUGUACUCAAAGAUGGCACUUUGUCUUAUUACAAAUCUGAACAGGACAGUGGAUUCGGGUGUCGUGGCUCGAUUAGUUUGUAUAAAGCUAAUAUCAAGGCGCAUCAAUUUGACGAAUGUAGAUUUGACGUGUCUGUAAAUGACUGCUUAGUUUGGUAUUUAAGAGCGAACAGUCCAGAGGAAAAACAGCGAUGGGUGGAUAUCUUGAAGUCUUAUAAGUCAGAGUCCGGUUAUGGGAGUGAAAAUAGUCUCAAACGACAUGGUAGUGCGAUUUCACUGGUGUCAAAUACACAGUCGACAACGAGCGCUGGUAGCUUUACUAAGCGUGGCAUUAGAGGGCUGAAAGAAAAGUUGGCUGAAAUUGAAACCUUCAAAGACAUUCUGAUCAAGCAGAUCGAUACUUUGCAGAAAUAUUUUGAUAACUGUGCAGAAAAUGUCAAGAAUACUUCCAAGAAAGAAAAGAAAAUUGAGACGAUGUUUAAUCCAGCCGAACAAUCAGUGGAUUUUAAAGGGGAAGCGAUAACGUUUAAAGCCACCAGUGAAGGGGUGUUGGCCACUUUACAACAUUGCGUUGAAUUAAUGGUACAACGAGAGGAUGCAUGGCGUCGCAGAUGGGAAAAGGAAAUUGAAAAGAGACGAAAAUUACAAGAACUUUAUAAAGCUUUAAAGGAUCAAGUUGCCAUGCAUCAUAACGACUCUCCCAGACCCAGAGUUCUUAUUCACGGAGGUCCUGACUAUGAGGAAGGUCCACAUAGCACUCUUUGCGAUGAAGAAUUUUAUGAUGCUGUUGAGACAGGGCUAGAUAAAAUCGAAGAGGAAAAUCAAUUAAGGAAUCGUUUAAAACAAAAAUCUGCUCCAAUUUUGACAUCUUCCUCCACAACAGCAUCUUCACACAAGCUAUGGCCUGAAAUAGAGAAGAUCACCAUGGAACAACUUCAUUAUGCCCGACUUGGUGUGGGUGGAGCGGGCGGUUGGCAAUUAUUCGCUGAAGAUGGUGAUAUGCGAAUGUAUCGGCGAGAGGAGGAAGCCGAUGGAUUAGUCGUAGAUCCUCUCAAAGCCUGUCAUGUCGUUAAGGGAGUGACCGGUCACGAAGUUUGCGAAAUAUUUUUCAGUCCCGAGUACAGAAGCGGAUGGGAGGCUACCUUAGAGGACAUGACAAUUGUCGAAAACAUUUCCAAGGAUACACUAUUAUUCUUGCAAACGCACAAACGUAUCUGGCCGGCGAGUCAGCGAGAUGCAAUGUUUUGGUCGCACAUACGUCGAGUGUCGGAUGAUCAGGAUCACGAUGCUCACGAUCUAUGGAUAGUUUGCAAUCAUAGUACUGAACAUCCCGAUUAUCCGCCAAAUACAGGUAAAUGCGUGAGAGUUUAUUUAACGGUUUGUCUCGUAUGUCAAACCUUUAUCGAUCCACCAAAAGAUGAAGAAGAAAUAAAGAGAGAGAAUAUUACAUGUAAAAUAACAUACUGUUCAGUUGUAAAUCCAGGUGGAUGGGCUCCGGCAUCUGUUUUACGGGCCGUUUACAAAAGAGAAUAUCCAAAGUUCCUUAAGCGUUUCACUAAUUUUUGUAUCGAGCAGUGCAAAAACAAACCAAUCACAUUCUGAAUGUGAUUAAUAGAAAAUGAUAAUCUUUCAUGUUUUCCAUCCAAUUCUUUAUUCACUAUCUUAAAAUGUCUUCAUGUGAUUAUUGUAAAAAAAAAAAAAAAAAAAAAAACACAAUUUGUGUUAUAUA
Messenger RNA from Nylanderia fulva, 2206 nucleotides. It is a transcript of the gene cert, whose product is annotated as ceramide transfer protein. Gene Ontology annotation, biological process: ER to Golgi ceramide transport. Gene Ontology annotation, molecular function: lipid binding. Lineage: Eukaryota; Metazoa; Arthropoda; Insecta; Hymenoptera; Formicidae. The record is from RefSeq and is a predicted model, not a curated record.